UUUUCCUAAUUCCGAAAGAAAAGUGGCAGUAUUACGUUUGCUGUGCGGUGAGAGAGUGAAUGAAUAUAAAAUAGAGAGAGAGGCCUGGCAGACUCUUCUUCGUUCUUUCUCCUCUUCCUCACUCAUUAUCACCUCUUAUUGUCAUCUCAUCCAUCUCAAUCUUGACGACAUCAAAGCUCCGCAGCACGAUGGCGCUCACCACCCAUCUGGUAACAGACACCCAUCACCUUGCCCAGAACUUGACCCUGGACACAGGAUUGACUUCUUUGUCAAAACCCAAGGAUCUUGUCCUCGGUCUUGGUUCCAUUGUGAUGAUCACCAUCAUUGCUCAGUGGAUCAUCACUACUUACAAGUUCUGGCAAUACCCUUUCUUCAACAGGGCCUCCUUCUGGAACCCUUCCCAGGCAAAGGACAACUUCCUCGCCAAUGCUCAGAAAUUGCUUAUUGAUGGCUUUUCCAAGGUAUGUUUGACCUCUUCCCAUAUCGAGUUGAAGGUUCUUCUCACAAGAGUAUAGGCUCCCAAAGGUUACAUCAUGGAUACCGACAUGGCUCGCACUCUCAUUCUCUCUCCUGAGUAUGCAAACGAGAUUCGUAGUGACCCCCGUUUGAGCUUUAGAAAGCACAAUACAAAGGAUUUCCUCGGCCAUCUUUUCACCUUCGAACUCUUCCAGGAUCGCGGAAAGUUCGGCGAGAAGAUCAAUGACAUGGUGCGCACAAAGCUAACGCAGUCACUUGGACUUAUCACCAAAGAUGUCUCUAACGAGAUGGCUGAUGUCAUUCAUCACCAAUGGUCUGAAGAUGCUGAUUGGCACUCCAUCAACCUCAAGAAUACCAUGGUCGAGGUCGUUGCUCAAGUCUCUUCACGUGUCUUCCUUGGACCAGGGCUGUGCCGGAACAAGGAGUGGUUGCGUAUUACCAUCGACUACACCCUCCUAAUCUUCGAUGCAAUUAGGACAGUCAAACGCUAUCCCAAGUUCUUGCAUCCUCUUGUUCAAUGGGUCUUGCCUGAACCCCGCAAGGUUCGUUUCCAUAUGGCUGAGGCACGUCGUAUCAUCCAACCUGUCAUCGAUCAGCGCAAGGCAGAGAUGGCAUCCGACAAGGCUACCAAGCACAACGAUGCAAUUCAGUGGUUGCUUGAAAUCUCUACUGGUACUGAAUACGAUAUUGCGCUCGCUCAACUUGCUCUUUCCAUGGCAGCCAUCCACACCACCGGAGACAUGAUCACUCAAGUCAUCUAUGACAUUUGCGAGCAUCCUGAACUGAUCCAACCAUUGCGUGAAGAGAUCAUCGCUGUCAUGGGCACAGACGAAUUCAAGCGUACCUCUCUGUACAAUCUCAAACUCAUGGACAGCGUUAUGAAGGAGAGCCAGCGUUUGAAACCUGCCGGAAUGAUCUCCAUGCGCCGGGUCGCUACCGAAGAGGUCAUCCUUCACGAUGGUCGCCGUAUCCCCAAGGGCAGCAUGGUCGCCAUCUCUGGACACUGGAGCUGGGAUGAGACCUUCUAUGAGAAUCCUGAACAGUUCGAUGGCUAUCGCUUCCUCAAAUUGUCCAAGAGCCCCGCAACCGAACAUAUGUCUCACUUCGUUUCCACCAGCCCUCAGCAUCUGGCUUUCGGUUAUGGAAAGAAUGCUUGUCCUGGACGCUUCUUCGCCGCGAAUGAAGCCAAGAUUGCUCUCGUUCACAUCCUGCUCAAGUAUGACUUCAAGUUGGACGAGACUACUCCACCACCCAAGGUCGUCAAAAUUGGUUGGAUGAUGGCGUCUGAUUCUCAGGCAAAGCUUCUCGUCCGUCGCCGCAAGGAGUUUUCUCUUGAUUAG
Molecule: messenger RNA, 1817 nt
Organism: Talaromyces stipitatus ATCC 10500
Lineage: Eukaryota; Fungi; Ascomycota; Eurotiomycetes; Eurotiales; Trichocomaceae
Product: cytochrome P450 monooxygenase, putative
Exons: 4
Coding region: 534-1817 (427 amino acids)
Molecular function (GO): iron ion binding; heme binding; monooxygenase activity
Source: RefSeq, a predicted model, not a curated record